CAAGGAAGCCGGAUCUCGGCUGCUCGGCGGCCGCGUCGCCCCUAGGAGCCCGGCGGGAUGGAGUGGCGGGCGCGGCUGGGUGUGCUGCUGUGCGUCGCGGCGCUGCUGGGCUGCGGCCUGGCCGCCACCGAUGAAGAUGGAAGUCAGGAUGAGCCAUUGGAAUCAAAGACUUCCUUAUCUUCAGAAGAGCAAGUAAAGGACCACUCCACUGGAACCACAGUGGUAGCUGGUCAGAUUUUCCUUGAGUCAGAAGAAUCCGAUUCUCAUACUGAAGAUGAAGAGAUCAUUAAGAAUCAAGAGGAGGAGAAAGAAAGCACCUUGGAAGAGUUAAAUACUUUAGAAAUGUCAAACCUAUUAAACAAGGACCUGGAAGACAUAGAAGUGCAGAAACCAGUUUUGACAGCCAUUGGAGGCACUGCUGAUGGUGAGCCCUGCCACUUCCCCUUCCUGUUCCUAGAGAAGGAAUAUGCAGAAUGUACUGCAGAUGGGAGAGAAGAUGGCAGGCUUUGGUGUGCAACAACCUAUGACUACAGGAGAGAUCAAAAAUGGGGCUUCUGUGAAACGGAAGAGCAGUCUAAUAAGAGAAGACAAAUGCAGGAAGCAGAAGUUGUUUACCAGACUGGGAUGAAAAUUCUUAAUGAGAGCAGUAAAAAGGCACAGAAGAAAGAAGCAUAUCAAUAUCUUCUGAAAGCAGCUGACAUGAACCAUACCAAGGCUAUGGAGAAAGUGUCUUAUGCAUUAUUGUUUGGGGAUUACCUGAAGCAAAACAUCCAGUCAGCUAAAGAACUAUUUGAGAAGCUGACAGAGGAGGGGUCUCCUAAAGGGCAAAUGGCUCUUGGAUUUCUUUAUGCAUCUGGUCUAGGUGUCAAUUCCAGUCAAGCUAAGGCCCUGGUUUACUACACUUUUGGAGCUCUCGGAGGAAAUCUGAUAGCACACAUGAUUUUAGGUUACCGAUACUGGGCUGGGAUAGGAGUCCUUCAGAGCUGUGAAUCUGCUCUCACUCACUAUCGACUUGUAGCUAAUCAUGUUGCUAGUGAUAUAUCUCUGACUGGAGGCACGGUGGUGCAGAGAAUUCGGCUGGCAGACGAAAUAGAAAAUCCAGGAAUGGCCAGUGGGAUGCUGGAGGAAGAUUUGAUUCAAUAUUACCAGUUUUUAGCAGAAAAAGGAGAUGUACAAGCACAGGUUGGCCUUGGGCAGUUACACUUACAUGGAGGAAGAGGAGUAGAGCAGAAUCACCAGAGAGCAUUUGAAUACUUCAAUCAAGCAGCUAAUGCUGGUAAUUCUCACGCUAUGGCCUUCCUAGGAAAGAUGUAUUCAGAAGGAAGUGAUGUUGUACCUCAGAGCAAUGAGACUGCUCUUCAGUAUUUCAAGAAAGCUGCAGAUAUGGGUAAUCCAGUUGGGCAGAGUGGACUAGGAAUGGCUUAUCUAUAUGGAAGAGGAGUUCCAGUGAACUAUGAACUGGCGCUGAAAUAUUUCCAGAAAGCUGCAGAACAGGGAUGGGUGGACGGACAGCUGCAGCUAGGCUCCAUGUAUUACAAUGGGAUUGGAGUCAAGAGAGAUUAUAAACAGGCUUUGAAAUACUUUAACUUGGCUUCCCAAGGUGGUCACAUUCUGGCUUUCUAUAAUUUGGCACAAAUGCAUGCUACUGGCACUGGAGUGAUGCGAUCCUGUCAUACUGCUGUUGAAUUAUUUAAGAAUGUAUGUGAACGAGGGCGUUGGUCUGAGCGGCUCAUGACUGCCUACAAUAGCUAUAAAGAUGGUGAUUCAAAUUCUGCUGUGGUUCAGUAUCUCUUAUUGGCAGAACAAGGCUACGAAGUGGCACAAAGCAACGCUGCCUUCAUACUUGAUCAGAAAGAGGCCAGCAUAGUUGGAGAGAAUGAAACUUAUCCUCGAGCCUUGCUUCAUUGGAAUAGAGCAGCCUCCCAAGGUUACACUGUUGCAAGAAUUAAACUUGGCGAUUACCACUUCUAUGGCUUUGGUACAGAUGUUGAUUAUGAAACUGCAUUUAUUCACUACCGACUGGCAUCAGAGCAACAACAUAGUGCCCAAGCCAUGUUUAACCUGGGGUACAUGCAUGAAAAAGGACUGGGUAUUAAACAGGAUAUUCACCUUGCAAAACGCUUCUAUGACAUGGCAGCUGAAGCCAGCCCAGAUGCACAAGUUCCUGUCUUCCUAGCACUCUGCAAGCUUGGGGUUAUUUAUUCCUUGCAGUAUAUACGAGAAAUUAAUAUCAGAGAAAUAUUUUCACAUGUUGACAUGGAUCAGCUGCUGGGACCAGAAUGGGACCUUUACCUUAUGACUAUCAUUGCUUUGCUUCUGGGAACAGUUAUAGCUUAUAGACAGAGACAACAUCAAGCAAUCCCAAGACCAGCAGGGCUGCGACAAGCUGUGCCUCAACAAGAACCUCCACCAGAACACCAGCCACCACAAUAGCAACAGGAGCCUCAAUGAAAAGAACUGGAUUCUCCAGCAAACUGUUUUCAUUGUGAUUUAGACAUCAGCUCAAUGGUCCCUUCCUCCAGAGAGGCGUGAAGAAGCAUAAAAGUCUGAAAGCUGCUUAGAAUGAUGCCUUUUUUCAGGGAUAAGAAACUUUUUUUUCCAAGAUUUGAAUGUUGUUUCCGUGCCAAUGGAAUAACACAAUGGCUUUUUUGUGAAACAAUUGUGCAACUACAAAAGUGAUGCCUGCUGUAUCCAGUUUCUCUUCAUUUAAAGUUCUUUUUCAAUAUCUUCUAAAGUAUGCUGAAGACCUGGUUUUGGAGGAUUGUGCAUGUUUUCCAAUAGGAGUUGGCCUAUGUAGAAAGAAGAAUAUUAACCCAAACUUAAGUUUGAAACAGGUGAACUCUCUUGCCCUUUUAAGUAAAAAAAAUAAAUAAAAAAAGAGAAAAAAGUAG
Molecule: messenger RNA, 2891 nt
Organism: Gavialis gangeticus (Gharial)
Lineage: Eukaryota; Metazoa; Chordata; Crocodylia; Gavialidae
Gene: SEL1L
Product: SEL1L ERAD E3 ligase adaptor subunit
Exons: 21
Coding region: 58-2433 (791 amino acids)
Biological process (GO): ERAD pathway
Cellular component (GO): endoplasmic reticulum membrane
Molecular function (GO): protein binding
Source: RefSeq, a predicted model, not a curated record